Molecule: messenger RNA, 894 nt
Organism: Adineta steineri
Lineage: Eukaryota; Metazoa; Rotifera; Eurotatoria; Adinetida; Adinetidae
Source: the annotation of a GenBank genome assembly
AUGUCUAAAAAGAAAGCAAUAACAGUUGAAAAAUUACAAGCUGAAUUAUAUAAUCGUGAUCAUCAAAUAAAUGAAUUAAAACAAAAAUUAGGUGAUAAUAAAAGUGAACAAACAGAUGAUCCAAAUUCUGAAAUUUUACAAUUACGUGCAAAACUUCAACAAGCUGAACUUGUAAUAAGUGAAUAUAAAGCUCAAUUACAUACUGAAACAUUAAAAACAUCAGCUAAUAAUAGUAAAAAUCAUUUAUCUGAAAUUGAAUUAGAAAGAAUACGUGCUCGAUUACAAAAACGUAUUGAAGAACUUGAACCAUUACCUGAUCUAUUGAAACAAGUUGAAUCGAAAAAUGAAAAACUUCAAAAACAUAUUCAUGAACUUGAAAAACGUUUUUCUGGUCAAUCAAUGACUUCUAUAGAUCGAUCUAAAGAUAAUCAUUCAUCAUUCAAUGAUGAUACUCGAACACUUCAACGUAAAAUUGUGUCCUUGGAAGAUCAAAAUGAAGACUUAUUAAAAAAACUCAAUAAAAAAGAAGAAGAAUUACAUAUUGUACAAUCUCGUCUAAAUUCUAAAACGUAUGAUAUCACAUCAAUCAAUACGCAAAUUGAUUCAAAAAACACUCAUUAUCAAGUUCGAGAUGAUGCAUAUAGUUCUAAGAAUACAUUUGAUCUUGAACAACAAAUAUCUCGACUUCAUCUUGAAUAUGCACAAUUAAAACGAGAAAAAGAUGAAGUUGAACGACGUUAUACAUCACAAUUGAGUGAAUUACGUGAUAAAUUAGAACAAUCAAAUAAUACAAAUCGAACAAUGCAAAAUUAUGUUAGUUCACUUAAAACAACAUAUACGACUCUUUUUAAUGAUUCAAUUCCAACAUCUUUCAAACAUUAUACAACAACAUAA